UACCAAAAUGUUAGAGCCAAAAUAGCAUUUGAAAGUAAUGGCAUUUUUGAAUGGGAUGUAAUUAUUGAGAAAGCUUGUGGUAAUACUUGGAUUGGAGUAUGUGCGUCAGAAAAUUUAAAUUAUGAAACCUUUGCAGGAAUUCAACCUACUGGAUGGGUAUUGAGUUCUGGUAGUGAGCUUCGUAAUCAUAAUAGCUAUAUAGUAAAUUAUUGUCCCACGUUUCAUGAAGAUGGUGCAAAAAUUACAGUUCAUUUAGAUAUGAAUAAAAGAACUUGUGCUUUUACAAUCAAUGAUGGUAAAAAGUAUCGAGAAGUAUCAGAAUGGAAUAAUCUACCAUCAAAACUUUAUCCAGUAGUAUCAUUUCGUUAUCCUGGUCGUAUUCGAAUUCAACCUCAUCGAAAAAAUUAA
Molecule: messenger RNA, 408 nt
Organism: Rhizophagus irregularis DAOM 181602=DAOM 197198
Lineage: Eukaryota; Fungi; Glomeromycota; Glomeromycetes; Glomerales; Glomeraceae
Molecular function (GO): protein binding
Source: RefSeq, a predicted model, not a curated record